This is a messenger RNA of Clonostachys solani, 981 nucleotides long. The record is from the annotation of a GenBank genome assembly. Lineage: Eukaryota; Fungi; Ascomycota; Sordariomycetes; Hypocreales; Bionectriaceae.
AUGGCACCCUUCUCGCAGGAACAGGCCAGGUUCAUCGAAUCUUGGCGUCGCUUCAUCCCCAACCGAGUCGAACGAGAAGAUCCUUUUGCUGAAGGUCCGUUCGGAAUCAGGCCUUCUACGCAACUGUCGUUCCACCCGCCUCAAAAACCCGAGCCCUCCCGAAGAGCAUCCACACGUCUCAGCUUCUUCCGUGCUGCCACGCCUCUCUUUGGGAGAAGCUCGACACCUCCCCAAGCUUCGGCGGCCGUGAGGCCAGCCACGGUUCUGGGUUUGAGGUCGGCGCGAGACGACCAUCCUGGCGGAAAGCGAGGCUUCUUUCGGCGGCUGCUUCACAGAGGGUACAAGGAGAAGAGGGCCAGAAGCCCGACGCCAGAGCCGUUCUUCAUCGCCAUUGAGCCGAUUCGCCUGAAUUUCCUGUUUGUCGGGCCGAAGAAUUCUGGGCAGACGUCUUUGUUGUUUCGCUCUCGAUAUGGAUAUUUCCCUGAUGAUACCUCUGGAGCGCCGGACCUGAACGCGGUGACGACGCUGUCGUAUAUGAAGUGGGACGCCAUAUUCCUCUGCUUUGACACCAUGGACAAGAUCUCCAUGUUCAGCAUUCUAUCCUGGUGGCACCACGCCGUCGUGGAUGGGUUCCUCGAGAGCCAGAGGUUCGUGCCCAUGCUCCACCUCGUGGGCAUGAAGAAGGACCUGAGGGAGCAGCGGUUCUUGGAGAGGGAGGAGAGGAGAGCACGCGCCCCCGCGUCGUUUCCCCCGUUUCCGCUGUGUUGCGUGUGCCCUUCCGAUGCUGCUUGGCACGCUGGGCAGAUUGGCGCAGAGGGGUACUUGGAAUGCUCUGCGCUGACGGGGGACGGGAUGGACAGAGUGAUUGAAGAUGUUGGGAUAGAGGCUACGAGGCGGACAAUCAUGCGGAUGAAUGAGGCGGCUGCUGGUGACUUGGCGGUUCAUGGGGGUACAAUCAAGAAGAGACGUCGAGUCUUCUGA